UGUGUGUGUGUGUUAAUGAUCUCUCUCUCUUUAGCCCCUGUAUCAGACUCCUCCAGUAGUGUGGAACAGGAGAAGUAUCUGCAGGCCGUCCUAUCGUCCAUCCCCAGCAAACCCAACGCCACACACACACUCACCAACCGAUCCCUCAUCGGACUGUCACCAGCCAGUGAAAGGAGAACGUCUCGUCUGUCAAAGAUGAACCCAGUGCACCUGGAUCUCCCAUUCAGCAGCAGCUUCACCAGAGGAGGUGUGUGGGCGAGCCUGCGCUCCAGCGGUCGCGUCUCUGUGCAGAGUGUGUCAUCUCCAGAUGUUGGCCCUCGACUGGCAGGGCAGAAGGAGGUGGCGCCCCCUAUAGGAACAGACGGCCUCCAGCAGCUGCUCAAACAGCAGGCGGCACUCUUCAUCUUCGGAGAGAAGUCUCACCUCAGGGGUCUGAAGAUGGACGCGUGUGUAAACUGCGAGCUGGUUCCCGUGGAGAUGGCGGAUGCACGUCAGGUGCGCGGCUCCUUUAAGAAGCUGCUGCGGGCGUGUGCUCCCAGCGCCAUGGCGACCGAUGCCGACCACACCUUCCUCAAAGCACUGGAAGAAUCCGAGUGGAUCCUGCACAUUCAUAAGCUGUUGCAACUGGCCGUAAUCAUGGUGGAGUUGUUGGACUGUGGAUCAUCUGUGCUCAUCAGCCUGGAGGACGGCUGGGAUAUCACCACACAGGUGUCCAGCCUGGUGCAGUUGCUAAGCGACCCGUUCUACCGCACCCUGGAGGGCUUCCAGCUGCUGCUGGAGAAGGAGUGGCUCUCGUUCGGACACAAGUUCAGCCAGCGCAGCACCCUCAGCCCCGCCAGCCAGACCACCGCCUUCACGCCGCUCUUCCUCCAGUUCCUCGACUGCGUCCACCAGGUCCAGCGUCAGUUCCCCCUGCAGUUUGAGUUUAACCAGCACUACCUGCGGUUCCUGGCCUAUCACCACGUGUCCAACCGAUUUCACGACUUCCAGCUGGACUCUGACUACGAGAGGCUGGAGCACGGGCUGCUGUUUGAGGUGGAGAAGCAGCCUCGGCGAGGGAUGUGUGUGUGGGACUGGAUCAGCAGAGCUCACCACCGAAGCCCCCUUUUCCACAACUACCUCUACUGCUCCAUAGACACAGAGCAGGCAGUGCUCAGGCCCUGUGUGGGCGUGGCCUCCCUGAAGCUGUGGGAGUACUAUACCUCUGAGACGUUGUCCACUGGCCCCGCCUACGACUGGCCUAACCAGGCCAAUGAGCAGCCAGAGGAGGCGGGGACUAUCAGCUCCAGCAAACGCUGCAUCGUGUGGCCCUGUUACAGCAGCACACCGAAAGCACAGCCUGACGCCCUCACACAGCUGCUCACUGCCAUUGAGCGUCUGCAGGGGCAGCUGGGUCAGGCGGGGGAGCGCUGGGCAGUGCUGCUGGACAAGGCCAGAGUCAGUGUACAGGAGGACCUCAAACAGGAAAGCAAUCUGCGGAAGCGCUCCAUCUGUGGCUCUGGGCUCCUGCCCUCCUCUGGUCUGCAACUCCAUCGCCACUCCCUUUUGCAGCUGACUGACAACUCUGUCGCCGACGACAACGGCCCCGCCCCCAACGGCAUGAACCGGCGUGCAGCUACACUCUACAACCAGUUCAGCCCACGCAACGAGGAUACACGGUCAUUUGAAGGGGUUCUCUUUAAGCGAGGCGCUCUGCUGAAAGGAUGGAAACCUCGCUGGUUUGUUCUGGACAUCACAAAACACCAGAUGAGAUAUUAUGACUCAGGUGAGGAUCUCAACUGCAAGGGCCACAUCGAUCUGGCGGAGGUUGAGUCCGUCCUGGUCGCCAUGCCAACCAUAGGAGCUCCUAAGCACAUCAGUGAAAAAGCCUUUUUCGAUCUGAAGACUUGUAAGCGUGUGUAUAACUUCUGUGCAGCAGAUGCCCCCAGUGCCCAGCAGUGGAUGGACAAAAUCCAAAGCUGCAUCUCUGAUGCCUAAAGCACACACACACACACACACACACACACACACACACACACACACAGCUGCCUUUACGCUCUCUC
Clupea harengus (Atlantic herring) is the source of this 2042-nucleotide messenger RNA. RefSeq names its product myotubularin-related protein 13-like (gene sbf2). Gene Ontology annotation, molecular function: guanyl-nucleotide exchange factor activity. Bases 16 to 1977 code for a protein of 653 amino acids. The record is from RefSeq and is a predicted model, not a curated record. The transcript has 15 exons. NCBI's taxonomy places the organism in Eukaryota, Metazoa, Chordata, Actinopteri, Clupeiformes, Clupeidae. Gene Ontology annotation, cellular component: cytoplasm; membrane.